AUGGGAGCAAAUUCAUCUAAUACAAUGAAACCAGAAGAAAUAAAGACUGAAAAGAAAGUUGUCGUUUACGGUUCAGACAAUUGCCCAUAUUGCUUUAAAGUUAAAAAGAUUUUUGAAGAAUUAAAAGUUCAGAUUGAUUAUAGGAAUAUAGAUGAGAAUAAAGAAUAUGAUGAACAAAAAUAGAAAUUAAUGAAUUUCUUAAAAUAUGAUACUAUACCUUUGGUAUUCAUAAACAAUAAGUUUAUUGGAGGCUGUUCAAAUGUGAAAGAAUUAGAGGCUAAAGGAGAACUCUUAAAUCAAGUAUAAUGACUUACAUUUAAAUGCACAAAAUUCAUAAUCACAUCAUUUAUAAUAUCA
Paramecium octaurelia is the source of this 357-nucleotide messenger RNA. NCBI's taxonomy places the organism in Eukaryota, Ciliophora, Oligohymenophorea, Peniculida, Parameciidae. The record is from the annotation of a GenBank genome assembly.